AAGGCUGGAGUGCUGCGUGUGCGUGUGUCAGAUCCACUGUAGGCUACUGAGCCGGCAUCAUCUUGAGCGAGGCAUUUCUCUUUACCCCGACAAACCUUCAGGGGGCUUUUAGCAUUUGUUCGGUCUGAGGUAUCUGGAAAACAUCUGAUUCAUUUUUUAACCAGUCCCAGAUGCGCCAGCAGCAGCAGCGCGAGUGUGUGUGUGUGUGUGCCUGAAACGCUUCAGCGUCAGUUUGUCAGCGCAUGAGAAUUUGGGGAGAAUAUUUGCUUUCUAGAGUAGGGGAGGGAAGGAGAAGAGGAGGAAGAAAAAAGGAAGAAGAAGAAGAAGAAGAAGAAGCGAGUGGAUUUUUCAAUAACAACGUCUUAGGUAUGAACGCAGAUACGUGCGUCUCAUACUGCGACAUGACAUCCAUGGAUUCCUAUUAUAGUGCGUCCGCCGCGCAGGGCAGAGAUCACCAGGCGAACUCUUUCAGGACUUUCUCCAACACGGAGACCAAAUACAGCCCCACGUUCAUCCCGGGCAAAGGGCAGGCUUACGCGGAGAAGUCCCGGAGCCCCUUCCAGCCGGAGUGCCAGUCACUGGACGGCGCUGAGGAGAGCAGCUUUAACAAAUACCAGCUCUUCAUGCAGCGACCGACCUGCAAGACUCCGCCCGAGGGCGGCAAGCUGCACCCGGACAGCGGGCACAACGGGUCGCUCAUCUCCUGCUACGGAAAAGACAACAGCGGUCUGAACGAGUCUGAGUUGCCCCCAAACGUGGAUGCUCCGGGGAUGGAGGGCAGUUACCUAAACCUAAAGGAACCCGGCGUGAAGGGGCCAAGCGAGAGACCAGGGUCUGAACUUUCCAGCCCCAUGGACAAAAGCGAGGCGGAGAGCAACAAAGGCAAGAAAAGACGCAAUCGCACCACAUUCACCAGCUACCAGCUAGAAGAGCUGGAGAAGGUUUUCCAGAAGACGCACUACCCAGAUGUUUAUGCCCGAGAGCAGCUGGCGCUGAGGACAGACCUGACGGAGGCCCGUGUGCAGGUGUGGUUCCAGAAUCGCAGAGCCAAGUGGAGGAAGAGAGAGCGUUUUGGCCAGAUGCAGCAGGUUCGCACGCACUUCUCGACUGCUUAUGAAUUGCCUCUACUCACUCGGCCUGAGAACUAUGCACAGAUCCAGAACCCUUCAUGGAUCGGUGCCAGCAGCGGAGCGUCUCCGGUGCCAGGUUGCGUGGUGCCUUGUGAUUCUGUCCCCUCCUGCAUGCCCCCCCACCCUCAUGGUCCUGGUGUCUCUGAUUUCCUGGGUGUGCCCAGUCCAGGGAGCAGCCACAUGGGACAAACACACAUGGGCAGCCUGUUUGGGGGCGCCGGGAUCAGCGGGGGAAUCAACGGCUACGAUCUCAAUGUGGAUCCAGACCGCAAGUCCUCCAGCAUAGCUGCGCUGCGUAUGAAGGCCAAGGAACACAGUGCAGCCAUCUCCUGGGCCACAUGAUGUCCCAGUGCAGUUUAACCCUGCCCCCAUGUGGCCCCGGCUUCGGAGCAGCCAUCAGCAAGCACUGAGGGGGAGGAAGGGGUUUUCCUGAGAGCACUAAUGAUAGCACAGGUCAAAUGAACAGGGAGAGACUGCGGAGAUAAGAGAGGCCAUAACAGCGGCCAAUGCAAGCAAGAUAACUAUGACAAUCAGCAGAUGUUUAAAGUGAGAGAAAAAUGGAGGUGUAACAUAGAUGUGCAGCCUUGAUUCCGUCAUCUCUCAGGUCUCAUUGAAACAUGGUGUUUGCCAUGAUAAAACGUUUCAGAAAAAUAAGAAAAGACAAAUACAUUUUUUCAGAAUAUCUGAAUUCUGGCUCUACCAUAAAGUAUCUUCACUUUCUUUCAGCGAUGACUAUGAUUCACGUUAUCCUCCGACUUUAUCAUACUUGUAUAUUAUUUAUGCGACUGCCACUUGUAGACCCUUCUCAAUCUGUGUACACCAGUUUAAGUGCAUUUCUAAACUUUGUUUGCAUUUGGUAAGCUGUUUAAAAACACGUCCACUUUGCAUGCAAAAAAAACUAAAAGCUUAUUUUCUGUCUCGUUCUAUCGCAAACUACAAAUAUGACCGAAAGGAACAAUAGCGUGCUCUUUUGUUGUGGGUAGUUUAUGUCCCCGCGAAUAAGGACGGAGACUCAAAGCAAAAAAGUGAGACUAAUUUAGUGAGAGCAGAUAUGACGUAUCAGUUUAGUCCGGGCAGUGAUCACGCAUUGGAUUGGCAGUUAUUUCAAGCCGUCUUGUCGUUUCCCCUCACAAGGCUACCUCCACAGGUUCCCCUGCUCGGCUCAGGCUUCAGGUUACAGGAAACAGUGUCUCCACCGGCAGACGCGGUGUAGCAAUGCACAGCAGCAACCUUCAACACCGUCUUACCACGCCAGCUUUAAUCAGCAGCCAACAGCAAUUGACAAACUUGAUUAGCAUCAACAUGAGCUGUCCUUCCAUGUGAGCACCAGGACACGUCACAUCGCACGUGGUGAAAACACCAUGCAAACAUGUCGAAAUAAUCAUUAGUGUUGGUUCAGCAGGGAUGAGCUGUUUUGAGGAUUAGCAGCAUCCCCACAGACAUGAGUGGUCCUCCAUAACAGCGUUCUGUAAUGUUUGGGGCAGUGAGACGACAUCAGGGCCGGGCCGUAGGAAUGUGGUGAGCAUGCCCAAUGAUUGCAGGGGUAUCAGUGAGCUUUAGCACGCCUGUAGAGCUGAGAUUCAGGCCGGGGCCCGAGACAGCCUCCUAUAGUCAUUAGGCUGAUUUCUCUAUAAUGCCUCCUUUGCUACAUAUCCGUUUUCUUUCCCAUGUGUAAAUGAUGACAACAUAACAUCCUCAAAUGUCCAAAGGGGUUCAGUUUUCUUGCCUUGAAAGAUAGUGAAAAAAGAACAAAUUGAAAAAAAUAGCGGAAGGAUAAUUGAAUCGACAAACUGUCCAUGAGAAUAGUGACGGACCGGUUCACUGCAGAAGCAUUGCUGCACGUCUCUAGCAUUGAAAAGUUCCCACAGUCAGAAAAAAAGACUGUUUAACUGAAGCUCUUUCACGUCAUCAGUGAAGGAAGUAGCAGUAUUUGAGGACAUGCUGAAUGCUUUGACACUUAGAGUGUUUAUAUAUUCUACACACAGGGUUUAUUAUCUUAACUCAAACAAAUGUCUUCAAAUAAAAGGAAAAAAUUACGAAAAUGACUUAAGAACAAAGCAUGACCAUCCAAUUUUCAAUAUAAAACAGAAUCCGGCCAAAAUAAAUAAAUGCCGAUCUUCAAGUAUGACUGAGUUUGAACUUUGUCAUAUUGGCUGUGUAUAUGGACCUUCCUCAGUGCUCCUCUCCUCUGCAGCUCCAUAAACGUUGAUACUACUGAAAUAAAGCAAUUGAAGUCCGUGUUUAUAAUGUUGUAUUGAAUGAAUGUGAACAAUAUAAUUAUUGUUCUUUUGCUUGUACAAUUAUUUUGCUUUUCUGUCAAAAAAUGAACGCGCAGCGAUAGACCAAUGAAGUAUUACAGAAAUAACGCCAAGAAAUGUAAACUUUUGUUUGAUAUUCUGAAAAGAAGCAUUGGAGUUUUACUGAGGUGUUUGCUUUUUGCAUUUAGAUUUUUUUUUUUUAUGGCUUUAAGCAGCUUUUACAUUUUUUUUUUUGUAUAUUAAUCAAUAUUUCUACUUUUAAUUGUGCCAAAUUAUGCAAUAAGUUAUUGCACUUACAGUGUUCUUUGAUAUAUCCCGAGACAGUUGUCUCAUUUGUGAAGCUAGACGUUGCAUAGCUUUUAGUCCCAGCCAACAAGAACUGUCUCCGAAGCCCGUCCAUAUUUAGUACCAGGAAGAAGCACCACCGGGGUCUCCUCAGGUGCUGGACUCAGUUUGUACAGAAUUAACUUCUUGUUUCUGUCAGUGAUGAUUUUGAGUUGAAUUUGAAAUA
Messenger RNA from Cololabis saira (Pacific saury), 3899 nucleotides. It is a transcript of the gene alx4b, whose product is annotated as ALX homeobox 4b. Gene Ontology annotation, molecular function: DNA-binding transcription activator activity, RNA polymerase II-specific; RNA polymerase II transcription regulatory region sequence-specific DNA binding. Gene Ontology annotation, biological process: regulation of transcription by RNA polymerase II. The record is from RefSeq and is a predicted model, not a curated record. The transcript is spliced from 4 exons. Bases 243 to 1472 code for a protein of 409 amino acids. Lineage: Eukaryota; Metazoa; Chordata; Actinopteri; Beloniformes; Belonidae.